Molecule: messenger RNA, 510 nt
Organism: Photinus pyralis (common eastern firefly)
Lineage: Eukaryota; Metazoa; Arthropoda; Insecta; Coleoptera; Lampyridae
Product: pacifastin-like protease inhibitor cvp4
Exons: 3
Coding region: 19-375 (118 amino acids)
Molecular function (GO): peptidase inhibitor activity
Source: RefSeq, a predicted model, not a curated record
AAAAUCUAGUGCUAAUCUAUGUUUGUCAUUUGCGAUAAGGGAAUUGUAUUUAAAGCUCAGUUCGCCAAAUGUCUAAAGCAAAGUAGCACGAUGAAGGUUCAACUGUUUGUUUUGGUCAUCGUUUGUGUUGCCUGCGUCUUCGCAAAUGGCGAGUUUGUUUGCCAGGAGGGGGUGCCGUACAAGGAAAAUAACUGUAACUCCUGCAGUUGUUUCGGCGGACACCUCGCUUGCACCCUGAUGGCAUGCCCGCACGGGAAUGGAGAGAACCCAGAGAAAUGUGAGGUCGGUACGAAGACUAAGGUUGGCUGUAACGAUUGCGAGUGUGUGAAGCGUAUGGGUACUAUUUGUACUAACCACGAAUGCCCAAUCGAGUAAUAUAAAAUCCAUUACAUAGCAUAUCUUAUUUAUUUUUAAAUAUCAUUGUAAUCAUUUAUACUCCUAUGUCUUAAGAUAGGCCACUUGUUGCCAUAACAAGCAGGCAUUUAUUUAAUAAAUAAAGUUUCUCUCUUU